UCUGUGAUCAUCCUUGCCUUCCGAGAAGAACGUACGAUGGAGGAGGAGAGGAGAGCCUGGGAGUUUUGGCACGGGAGACAGCACAGUUACAAACAGAGGAUUCUCGACAUUGGUCGUAAGAAGGUAGAGGAAGUAUUCCACGAGCCUUGUGAAAGGUCCGAGUUCUAUUCCAUGGGCGACCUAUUGACACCCCCUGUGUUCUUCAACCCAGCUCAUGAAAACUCCGAGUUCAUGCACAAAUCUCUUACCUUGGGCGUUGUGCCAUCUCAAGACGAAGAAAUUUCUAGUCCUCCUGUAUGUCCGAGAGAGACACGAACAAGCUUACACAGCUCUGAUGUUGGAGGUCCCCACCAUGUCAGGCCUGCUUAGAUCUAUCGAGCAGAAGUUUUCAAUUCCGCCCUCAAAAGUCAAAAACUUGUAUAAGAAAUCAAGAAAGGGCAUCCUGGUCAAGCUCGACGACAACAUCGUCCGCCAUUAUUCUCACGAGGCCACUUUCAUCAUAGAGAUGAACCAAAUGAAUGAGGAGCGAGACUUCGAGAUUAUUCUCAUUGAGAUAGAAUCCUCCUAGCAGCGGCAGGCAGCAUCAAUGUUCUUAUCAUGUAUCAACAUCAAUGUUCUUAUGCACGGCUGUAGUAAUAUUGGCCAACCAACGUCAAUGUCAUUCUUAUGACGUUGCUGGAAUAUUGGGAAAUAUCAGUGUUAGUAUGAUACCACUGAAAUAAUAAUAAUAAUAACAAUAAAUGACAUUUAUGUAGCGCUCAACCCCGAUUAAAGUACACAGGCUCUG
Molecule: messenger RNA, 787 nt
Organism: Aplysia californica (California sea hare)
Lineage: Eukaryota; Metazoa; Mollusca; Gastropoda; Aplysiida; Aplysiidae
Product: grainyhead-like protein 1 homolog
Biological process (GO): regulation of transcription by RNA polymerase II
Cellular component (GO): nucleus
Molecular function (GO): DNA-binding transcription activator activity, RNA polymerase II-specific; RNA polymerase II cis-regulatory region sequence-specific DNA binding
Source: RefSeq, a predicted model, not a curated record